AAUAAUAAUAAUAAUAAUAAAAUAGAAAACCCAGUGAAUCAUUCUUAAACAAACCCAUAACAUAACGAGUCUCUUUCUCUUGUUCAAGGGGCGACAACGACGCUCAUAGAAGACAAUAGGGCCGCCGGCUCAAUAUUUCUUUCCCAUUCAGCUCAGUAAGAAUUUUUUAUUGGUUGUUUCUUUUAUUUUACUAACUAAUAUCGUAUCGUAUCAUAUCUGCAGAGAGAAGAGAAUCAUACGUAAUAAUCUUUUGCAGCAGUUUUGGUGGUGCUCUUUCCAAGGCUGGAAACGAAUAAAGUCGGUGUUUUGUUUUUAUUACUAGCUAGUAGUAUUCAACGCGUUUUCAUCUCCUCUAGUUAAUUACUUGUUCAUAAACACGUUUUCUUUAUUUUUCUUUGAAUUUCUCUUGUUGCUAAUAAGUAAACGGAGGUAUUUCAAGUUGUUUUGUUGAGAUAUAUAAUCCGUUUCAUUAUGAGAACAUAACCGUCUUCGUCCAUUCCUGAUUUCUUGGAGAUAAUUUAUCAGAUGGAAUCCGUUAAGCCUUCAGCAGUGACACCUCACAAGAGUAAAUUGGCUCGCACUUUAUCGAAGGUUCUUCGUGUUAAAUCAAUGACUGGAAUUGAUGGACUGAAGAAUGUUAAAGUUGAUGUUAAUCUCAACAAUGAAGAAGAGCUUAAGAAAAAAAUGGUCAUAGAAGAAGAAGAGCUUAAGAAAAAAAUGGUCAUAGAAGCUUUGCUUUCAAAAGUGUUUGCUAGCAUUUCAACUAUAAAAGCUUCAUAUGCUCAGCUGCAAUAUGCUCAAUCACCUUAUGACCCUGAUGGAAUUCAAGAUGCUGAUAAAUUUGUAGUCUCAGAGUUGAAGGUCUUAUCUGAGUUAAAGCAAUGUUGGUUCAGAAAACAAUUUGAUUUUGAUCCUUCACCGGAGGGAGCAAUAGUUGCAUCUGAAUCAAAGGAGCUGAAGAGUGUUAUUAAAACCUAUAGGAUAAUGGGGAAGAAGUUAGAAUCGCAGGCGCGGGUUAAAGACUCUGAGAUAAUGUUUCUUAAAGAAAAGUUAGAGGAAGCAAAUAAACAGAACAAGUCAAUUGAAAAGAGAUUAAAUCAAAGUGGUUUGUUAUCAUCCCUUGAUAAUCUUCAUAUCUCAGGACUAAGUCCUACACAUUUUAUUUCUGUUCUUCGACACACAGUUAAAUCGAUUAGAAGCUUUGUGAAGUUGUUGGUGAAUGAGAUGAGAUCCGCAGGUUGGGAUAUUGAUGCAUCAGUGAAUGCUAUUAUUAAAGAAAAUGUUGUUUAUUGGAAAGAAGAUCACAAGUGUUUUGCAAUUGAGUCUUUUGUUUGUAGGGAAAUGUUUGACUCUUUCAACUUCCCUAAUUUCAAUCUUCCUAAUGAGUCUAUUCCUCCUGAUAGAAACAAAACACAGUUUUUCUUUGCGAGGUUCAACGAGUUAAAAUCAGUGAAAGCAAAGGAGUUUCUUGCUUUCAAACCAAAAUCACCUUUUGCAAAGUUUUGCAAGGUAAAAUACUUGAGACUAGUUCACCCCAAAAUGGAAGCAUCUUUUUUUGGUGACAUGAAACAAAGAACCAACAUGGUGAAUAGUGGAGAAUUUCCUGAUGACAACAAGUUGUUCACAUUAUUUUGUGAGAUGGCUAAGAGGGUAUGGUUGUUGCAUUGUUUAGCAUUUUCUUUUGAGCCUCAAGUUGAAAUAUUUCAAAUAGGAAAAGGAUGUAGAUUCUCUGAUGUGUACAUGGAGAGUGUUGUAAAUGUAAAUGCAAAUGAUGAUGAUGAUGAUGAAGUAGCAGCAACACUAGCAGUGGAAUCUGAGCCACAAGUUUGUUUCACAGUAGUUCCAGGUUUUAAGAUAGGUAAAACUGUUUUACAGUGCCAAGUUUACCUCUCACAGUUAUUACAACAACAAAGGUAGACAAUGUUUUGAAUGGGAAGGACAUGAUGCUCUGUGAUGUGGGUGGGGACUGAGUCAGCUAUUGUAUGUAUGGUUGUCCAUUUUCAAAAGAAAAAGGCAUGAAUCUUUGCAUUGGGAACCGUCCUUUUCUUCAGAAUAUUUUUUUUCUUCUUAUUUUUAUUUAGCAGUUUAAUCAGAAGACAUUACCCAAAGUUUUGUUGAUAUUAGGCCAGUGGCAGGAACUGUUUAGUUGUUAUGGCAUCUUUACCUGAUAUUGCAUGUUAUGUACAUAAUAAUGUUAAAAGUAGUAGGUGGUGAUUGUUGUCUCUUCGUUUCA
This is a messenger RNA of Trifolium pratense (red clover), 2233 nucleotides long. RefSeq names its product protein GRAVITROPIC IN THE LIGHT 1. The transcript is spliced from 3 exons. Bases 526 to 1917 code for a protein of 463 amino acids. Gene Ontology annotation, biological process: negative gravitropism; response to red or far red light. The record is from RefSeq and is a predicted model, not a curated record. Lineage: Eukaryota; Viridiplantae; Streptophyta; Magnoliopsida; Fabales; Fabaceae.